Molecule: messenger RNA, 1824 nt
Organism: Aureobasidium pullulans EXF-150
Lineage: Eukaryota; Fungi; Ascomycota; Dothideomycetes; Dothideales; Saccotheciaceae
Product: peptidase M24
Exons: 5
Coding region: 1-1824 (607 amino acids)
Molecular function (GO): metalloaminopeptidase activity
Source: RefSeq, a predicted model, not a curated record
AUGGAGAAAGUGAACACGACCGAACGACUCGCGCAGUUGCGAGAGCUCAUGAAGCGCAACAAGGUAGAUAUUUACAUUGUGCCUUCGGAAGACAGUCAUCAGAGCGAAUACAUAGCCCCUGCCGAUGCUCGCAGAGAGUAUAUCUGUGGCUUCUCUGGAUCUGCUGGAACGGCCGUUGUCACUCUCGAUAAGGCUGCCCUUGCUACCGACGGAAGAUACUUCAACCAAGCCGAGAAGCAACUGGACGACAACUGGACCCUACUCAAGCAGGGACUCCAGGAUGUACCCACAUGGCAGGAGUGGUCUGCCGAGCAGUCCGAGGGAGCAAAGAUCGUUGGGGUCGAUCCCACUACUAUUACUGCCCCCGAUGCCCGUAAACUCUCCGAGAAGAUCAAGAAGAAGGGCGGCAAAGACCUUAUCGCGGUCAAGGAGAACCUCGUGGACUCAGUCUGGGAUUCGGCCAGGCCCGCUAGACCGAACGAAAAGGCCGACGUCCUCACCCUCGAUUUUGCCGGCAAGAAAUUCCAGGACAAGAUUGACGACUUGCGUAAAGACUUGGACAAAAAGAAGAGCGCUGGAUUUGUCGUGUCGAUGCUCGAUGAGAUUGCCUGGUUGUACAACUUGCGUGGAAGUGACAUCCCUUACAAUCCCGUCUUCUUCUCUUACGCCGUUGUCACCCCAACUACCAGCACUCUCUACAUCGACGACUCGAAACUUACUGCUGCUGCAAAGACGCAUCUCUCGGGGGUCGAGGUUCGACCUUACGACGCCGUCUUCACCGACAUGGAGGCCCUCUCAUCAUCCUCCACCGGCGAGAGCAAGUAUCUUGUCUCGAACAAGGCUUCAUGGGCCCUGUAUCAGGCGCUGGGUGGGGAGGAUAAGGUCGACUUGGUACGCAGUUUGAUCGGCGAUGCGAAGGCUGUCAAGAAUGAGACUGAGAUGAAGGGCAUGCGCGAAUGUCAUAUUCGUGACGGUGCUGCAUUGAGCGAGUACUUCGCAUGGCUAGAAGAUCAGCUCAUCAACGAGAAGGCCAAGAUCGACGAGGUUGAGGGUGCCGACAAGUUGGAGUCGAUUCGCUCAAAACACAAGCACUUUGUCGGUCUUUCGUUCGACACGAUAUCUUCAACUGGCGCAAAUGCUGCUGUCAUCCACUACAAGCCAGAGCCUGGUGCUUGUAGCGUCAUUGACCCGAAGGCCGUGUAUCUUUGCGAUUCAGGAGCUCAGUACCUCGAUGGCACAACAGACACGACUCGUACCAUGCACUUUGGCGAACCAACGGACAUGGAGCGUAAGGCAUACACCCUUGUUCUGAAGGGUCACAUUGCUUUGGACAACGUCAAGUUCCCCAAAGGUACAACCGGCUACGCAAUCGAUGUUCUGGCUAGACAGUUCCUCUGGGCUGAAGGACUUGACUACCGUCACGGUACAGGUCACGGCGUAGGAUCAUUCUUGAACGUCCAUGAAGGCCCUAUCGGCAUCGGAACAAGGGUUGCAUAUAGCGAGGUGCCGCUAGCUGUUGGCAACGUGAUCUCCAACGAACCUGGGUAUUACGAAGACGGUGCUUUUGGUAUCAGGAUAGAGAACAUGUUCAUGGUGACAGAGAAGAAGACGACGCAUCAAUUCGGCGACAAGCCCUACUUGGGCUUCGAGCACGUUACCAUGACACCCAUGUGCAGAAAGUUGACGGAUGUGUCGCUUCUCAGCUCGGAAGAGAAGCAGUGGCUCAACGACUACCAUUCGAAGGUGUACGAGAGGACCAAGGGUUACUUCACACAUGACCAGAGAACGAUGAAAUGGCUCGAGAGGGAGUGCGCAGCAUACUAG